Molecule: messenger RNA, 3735 nt
Organism: Erythranthe guttata (spotted monkey flower)
Lineage: Eukaryota; Viridiplantae; Streptophyta; Magnoliopsida; Lamiales; Phrymaceae
Product: FtsH extracellular protease family
Biological process (GO): proteolysis
Cellular component (GO): chloroplast thylakoid membrane
Molecular function (GO): ATP hydrolysis activity; metalloendopeptidase activity; ATP binding
Source: RefSeq, a predicted model, not a curated record
GAAGGAAGACUUUCGCUAUGAAUGUUGAGGAGGGGGUUACAGAGGUGAAAACGACUAAGGGGGCAUUACAAGAAGAGAUAAUGAACGGUCUUUACGCGGAGCUGAGGGUUUUGAAUGGAGAGAAAGAGACGCUGAUGAACCGCUCGGAGGAAAUCGUGGACAAAGUAUUUAAGUCGAAGAGGGAGGAGGAGAAUUUGGCGAAGAAAGUGAAAGGUGGUGUUGCUAAGAUUGAGAGGUUAAGGGAGGGAAGGAGGAGUUUGGAGAAUGAAUAUAACGAAAUAUGGGAGAGGAUUGGCGAAAUUGAAGAUUUGAGUGAGAGGAAAGAAACUAUGGCAUUGAGCAUUGGUGUGAGGGAGCUUUUGUUUAUCGAGAGAGAGUGUGAGGCGUUGGCCGAGAGCUUCCUUAAGGAAAUGAAAAGGAUCAAGACUGAAAGUACCCCACAAUCCCCUCUUACCAAGCUCUCAAAAGGCGAGCUUCAGAAAGAACUGCAGGAUGCAAAUAGGAAAUUUCAGGAGCAAGUAAUCUUACCGAGGGUCCUGGUAAGUGAGGAUACGGAUUCGCAAUCCGUUGAAGAUUCAACUGCUUUUGCACAUAGGAUACAACAAAGACUUCGAGAUUCAAGAGAGUUGCAAAAGAACAUGGAGGCUGACAUCAGAAAAACUAUGAAGAAGUAUGGUGAGGAAAGACGUUUUGUCGAAAUCACACCACCAGAUGAAGUUGUAAAGGGUUAUCCUGAUAUUGAGCUGAAGUGGAUGUUUGGGAAGAAGGAAGUAGUAGUCCCGAAAGCUGUGAGCCGCAAUUUAUUUAGUGGCUGGAAGAAAUGGCGAGAGGAUGCCAAGAUGGACUUCAAAAGAAGUUUACUGGAAGAUCCUGAUCUAGGUAAAAAGUACGUGGCUGAAAGACAGGAACGCAUUCUUCGGGAUCGGGAUAGAGUGGCAUCAAGGACUUGGUAUAAUGAGCAAAGGAAUAGAUGGGAGUUGGAUCCGAUAGCUGUUCCCUACGCUGUAUCCAAUAAACUUGUGGAAAAUGCUCGAAUUAGGCAUGAUUGGGCUGCCAUGUACAUCAGGCUUAAGGGGAGUGACAAGGAAUAUUAUGUGGAUGUCAAAGAAUUUGAGAUGUUGUUUGAAGAUUUUGGGGGUUUUGAUGCAUUGUAUUUGAGAAUGAUUGCGGCUGGUAUCCCAACUGCAGUUCAGCUGAUGUGGAUCCCCUUUUCAGAAUUGAAUUUCAGUCAGCAGUUUCUCGUUACGGUGACAUUAUGUCGUCGAUUAUUUACUGGAUUUUGGAGAAAUUCUUUGGUUUCGAAGGCAAAGAACUGGACCCUCUUAAGAAUAAGGAACACUAAUGAUGACAUAAUGAUGAUGAUUGUUUUCCCUGUUGUGGAGUUUCUUAUCCCUUAUCAGGUUAGGAUGAGUUUGGGCAUGGCUUGGCCAGAGUAUUCUGACGUAUCUGUCGGCUCAACUUGGUAUUUGAAGUGGCAGUCCGAGGCUGAAACUAAUUUUAUAAAACGAAAAAGGGAUGGGUUUCAGUGGUAUUUUUGGUUUGGGGUGAGAACCGGCAUAUAUGGAUAUGUGCUAUAUCAUGUAUUCCGGUUUAUGAAGAGAAAAGUUCCAAGAGCUCUUGGUUUUGGGCCUUUAAGAAGAGAUCCCAACUUCAGGAAGUUGCGUAGAGUGAAAUAUUAUUUUAGAUAUCGAAUUAGGAAAAUUAAGCGUAAGAAAAAGGAUGGCGUUGAUCCAAUAAGCACUGCUUUUGAUAAUAUGAAGAGGAUAAAAAAUCCUCCCAUACGGUUGAAAGACUUUGCCAGUGUUGAAUCUAUGAGGGAAGAAAUUAAUGAAGUUGUGGCAUUUCUGCAAAAUCCUAACGCAUUCAAAGAGAUGGGAGCUCGUGCACCUCGGGGUGUUCUCAUUGUUGGCGAGAGAGGAACAGGUAAAACAUCCCUAGCAAUGGCUAUAGCAGCUGAAGCAAAGGUUCCUUUAGUUGAAGUGAAAGCACAACAGCUGGAAGCUGGUCUCUGGGUGGGCCAAAGUGCGUCAAAUGUUAGAGAAUUGUUUCAAACAGCACGAGAUCUGGCUCCUGUCAUUAUAUUUGUGGAGGAUUUUGACCUCUUUGCUGGUGUCCGUGGCAAGUUCAUUCACACCAAAAAGCAGGAUCAUGAGUCUUUCAUCAAUCAACUUCUGGUGGAACUUGAUGGGUUUGAGAAACAAGAGGGGGUGGUUUUGAUGGCUACUAGUCGAAAUCUUAAACAAAUUGAUGAGGCUUUGCAGCGUCCUGGUAGAAUGGAUAGAAUAUUUCAUCUUCAACGGCCAACUCAAACAGAAAGAGAGAAAAUCCUACGUAAUUCUGCAAAAGAAACAAUGGACGAGAAUCUUAUUGACUUUGUCGAUUGGAGAAAGGUUGCUGAAAAAACAUCUCUUCUUCGUCCUAUAGAACUGAAACUUGUCCCCUUGUCUUUAGAAGGUAGUGCCUUCAGAAGAAAGUUUGUUGACAUGGAUGAACUUAUGAGCUAUUGCAGUUGGUUUGCAACUUUCAGUGACUUAGUCCCCAGUUGGGUGAGGAAAACCAAAACUUCGAAGCAGAUAAGCAAGAUGCUGGUGAAUCAUCUUGGCCUGACAUUGACGAAAGAGGAUUUGCAGGAUGUUGUUGACCUAAUGGAACCAUAUGGUCAAAUAAUGAACGGCGGCAUAGAACUACUGAGUCCACCUAUUGACUGGACUAGGGAAACAAAAUUUCCCCAUGCUGUUUGGGCUGCUGGUCGUAGUCUCAUGGCUCUUCUGUUACCAAAUUUCGAUGCUGUUGAUAAUCUAUGGCUUGAAUCUUCUUCGUGGGAGGGAAUUGGAUGCACCAAGAUCACCAAGACUAGGAGUGAAGAUUCCGUUAAUGGGAAUGUUGAGACGAGAGCAUAUCUCGAAAAGAAGAUUGUGUUCUGCUUUGGGUCUUACGUUGCCUCACAACUACUGCUUCCGUUUGGGGAAGAAAACAUUCUUUCGUCUUCAGAGUUGAAGGAAGCACAAGAGAUAGCUACUAGGAUGGUUAUUCAGUAUGGGUGGGGUCCGGAUGACAGUCCAACAAUUUACCACCACGGAAAUGCGGUGACAGCUAUGAGUAUGGGAGACAACUUCGAAUACGAGAUGGCUGCUAAAGUUGAAAAAAUAUACAACCUGGCAUAUGACAAGGCAAAAGUUGUGCUUCAGAAAAAUUAUCUUGUCCUGGAGAAAAUUGUGGAGGAACUGCUCGAGUAUGAAAUUUUGACAGGAAAGGAUUUAGAAAGAAUUGUUGCAGAGAAUGGCGGGAUUCGAGAAAAAGAACCAUUUUUCCUGUCGAGUACCAGUUAUGAAGAGGCUGCUGCCACCUUUGGAAGCUCGCUUGACGGAAAUGCACCAGUAAUUGCUCUUCUAAGCACAACAAAUUAGGACAUCUUCGACCUGGUCGGGCAGUUCAGUUAUGGAGGAUGGCUUGAGUUUUAAAAGCUAUGUACGAGGCAAAUGAUUUAUGAAAGUUAAAUUUGGGUUUUGUUGGCUUGAAGAAGAGGUUUCCAGAAUUUUGCUUGUCGACAUACAUUCAACAAGAGGUACCGCUACAAUUUAUAAUAGGUGAAAGAGAGAGUAGAUAUCUUAUUUUAGCUUUUUGUGAAGUUAAAUAAAUUAUAAUGUACACACACUACGCCGGAAGUAUGUAUCAACGGAUCGUAUUUCUCAUGGUUUAAAGAAGCAGUUUUUGGUACUGUAUCUGCACAAGCAA